ACGCGAUUUGUGGGAGUCAUGGCGGGCUUGGUUGACUUCCAGGACGAGGAGCAGGUGAAGUCCUUCCUGGAGAACAUGGAGGUGGAGUGUCACUACCAAUGCUACCGCGAGAAGGACCCGGAGGGUUGCUAUCGGCUGGUGGACUAUCUGGAAGGAAUCCAAAAGAAUUUUGAUGAAGCCGCAAAGGUGCUGAAGUUCAACUGUGAGAAAUAUGGGCAUGCUGACAGCUGUUACAAGCUGGGGGCCUAUUACGUGACUGGAAAAGGUGGCCUGACUCAGGACCUAAAGGCUGCCUCUUCCUGCUUUCUGAUGGCCUGUGAGAAACCAGGAAAGAAGUCUGUGGAAGCCUGUCACAACGUUGGACUAUUGGCACAUGAUGGACAGGUCAAUGAAGAUGGCCACCCUGACCUGGGGAAGGCCAGGGACUACUACAGCAGAGCCUGUGAUGGCGGUUAUGCAGCCAGCUGCUUCAACCUCAGUGCCAUGUUUCUACAGGGUGCCCCUGGCUUUCCUAAGGAUAUGGGUCUGGCGUGUAAAUAUUCAAUGAAGGCCUGUGACCUGGGCCAUGUCUGGGCCUGCGCCAAUGCCAGCCGCAUGUACAAACUGGGGGAUGGCGUUGAUAAGGACGAGGCUAAGGCCGAAAUGCUGAAAAAUAGGGCCCGGCAGCUGCACAAAGAACAGCAGAAAAACGUCCAACCUAUAACGUUUGGGUAAUGUGUGGCCCCACCCCUUCCACAACAGAUGGCUUCACCCUGGCAGCUCUUCUCCCAUCCCAGAGGUCACUCAGUGCCAUCUGCUCCAGAGUGUCACCUGCUGAGAAUGGCUAGAAGUAUUUUAGUAAAUAAUCUUUUGUGUGUACUCUGUGAAGAUACCUACAUUUAUGGGGGUGUGGGGAUGUCUUAAUUUCUAAACUGGACCUGUGAAAAAUUGGAGUAAACUGCAGAGCCGUAGGCUUUUGGGGGUUGGGGAGACAGAAAUUGGGAAGCUUAGCAGCCUCGGGCCUGAAAGAAUCAGCCAUCAUCAUUUUAGUCAGAAGAGCUUGAAAAUUAGAAAGUAUCCUAAUUUGCAUAACAGAGGUCUUAGAACAGCCAGGCAGUCACGACUGCCGCCCUCUGCCUUACAUAACCCAACCUUGGUGUGGGCUCCUUGCCGAUCCAGGCAGACCUUUCAGCAGAUUUAUAGGGAUCAGGAGCCUGUGCUGAAGAAAGUUGAGGUGGUUAUAUUAGCCUUGCUGUUGCCAAAGGAGACAAAACCUAAGCCUCCCCUCCUCUAGACAAAUCUCUGGCAGUUAAAAACUAGCCUCUCCGCUGGCUCUGCUCCUCGUGGGAAGACAUGGCUCUGGAAGUAGCUCCAGCUAGGAAUUU
Molecule: messenger RNA, 1364 nt
Organism: Grammomys surdaster
Lineage: Eukaryota; Metazoa; Chordata; Mammalia; Rodentia; Muridae
Product: cytochrome c oxidase assembly factor 7
Exons: 3
Coding region: 19-714 (231 amino acids)
Cellular component (GO): mitochondrial intermembrane space
Molecular function (GO): protein binding
Source: RefSeq, a predicted model, not a curated record